This is a messenger RNA of Seminavis robusta, 1974 nucleotides long. The record is from the annotation of a GenBank genome assembly. NCBI's taxonomy places the organism in Eukaryota, Bacillariophyta, Bacillariophyceae, Naviculales, Naviculaceae.
AUGCAACAGGCUACCCAAGGGAAAGAAGAUGAUAUGGAAGGGAGUUUCACACUGGCUGACCUGGAGGCUCAGCUGGACAGGUUGAAUACCGUGGGUGAAGGAUGUCCCGAACAGGAAGAGUCGGCACAAAUAAUAACCGCCGAAGAAACGCAUCAGAAAAGUCCCUCCAUGGAGCAGGGAAAAGAAGAAGAAGAAGAAGAAGCAGAAGCCAAAAACAUGAAAGCUGACACCACCAAGGCUGUAUCAUCGUCAGACCAACCAAGCCAGCAAAAGACAAAUAAGGACGACCCAUCUUCCCAUCAAGGAGGAACAGCCACGGAACAACCAAAUCCGGAAACUAGCCAUCCGGGUGCCUAUGCCAUGGCACCUACCGGCAGUACCGAUGUCGAGGAAAACGACGCUCAAACGGGCCUUCCAGCAGAAGCCGCUAUUAAUGCAACAUCUCAGGCUCCAGAUGAUAAUGGCUUGGCUGUGGCCAAUCCAGUAGAGGAGGAAGCUCUUCCUCUCCACCAACUACCCCAAGCCCACAAUCUUGAUGCGGUGCAACAAGCAUCACAGAGAAGGCAGCAAGAGACCAAGAAAUUCAAGAUUCUGGUGCUUUCAGGAACCUUGCUCCUUAUUGUCAUGGUUGUGGUCACACUGACUGCUCUCGUCCAGAGAAAGGAACCAAUGGCUCCGUCACUGCCAGUGCCAACACCGAGUCCCUCAGCUGCAGCUGACGCCGGUUUACGCUUUUCCUUCUUGGGUCCCGACACUUUUCAAGCUCUCCAGAAUCCAGCAUCACCUCAAUCCCAAGCAUACAAGUGGCUAUUGGAUGAUCUACAAACAAAUUUAAAUUCAACCAUGCUAUACUCAGAGGACCGGAUCAAACAAAGAUUUGCUCUUGCCACCUUUUUUUACAGCACCAACGGAAACAACUGGACCUCUCAAAUCAGAUUGCUCAGCAUCCCCAAUGGGACUAGUAGUCCAAACCCAGAUGACUACUUUCGUCCAGACGAAAGCUUGGUACACUAUGGAACCACACCAGCCAACAACAAGACCACGCCAAACUCUUCACCCCAAGGAGCCAAUGAACCUGAUCAACAGCAGGCAUAUCCGUAUAAACCAUGGCUCAGUUCUCAUCAUGAGUGUAGUUGGUGGUCGCUAGCACACAUCAAUGGGUUCGACACUUGCAGAAAUGACACCUCCUACGUGUCCCUUGAUUUGGAAGGGAACAAUUUAGCAGGUCAGCUGCCACCAGAGCUUGGUCUACUCACAACAUUGGAGGGUCUCUAUCUGGGACGCGACAGUCAAUUGAACGGGACUAUCAUCUCUCAAAUUGGGCAACUGACCAAUCUCAAAGAGUUGGAUUUGGGACUAGCAGAGUUCUCAGGGACACUUCCAACCGAGUUGGCAUUGCUCUCAAAUUCAUUGCAGUACUUGGCCAUUAUGAGAAAUCAGCUCUCAGGAAGCUUUCCAAGCCAACUACUGGCUCUGUCCAAGCUAGAACAGCUCAAGAUGGGAUACAACAAGUUCGAGGGAACUAUACCAGGGGACAUUGGCACCAAGCUUUCCAAUCUCCAUGUAUUCACCACCCCAGGUGGCGGCCUACAAGGUACAAUUCUAUCCUCCCUGUUGCACUGUUCCAAUUUGACCUUUAUUGAUGUUGCAGAGAACCAGUUCAUGGAAGAGCUGCCCUCGGAGUUGGGUGCCUUGACGCGCCUAACACGGCUCUUUCUACCCAACAAUCAAUUUCGAGGAACAAUCCCGUCGGAGCUAGCAUUGCUUCCCAAGCUGGCCAAACUGAACCUCCACAACAAUGCAAACGUCACAGGGCCGCUGCCGCCAGAGUUUUCAGCUCUAAAUGGCAGCUUGUCUGUAUUGCAAAUUCAAGGGACAAGAGUCACUGGGACAAUCCCGGAUGCUCUGUGCAGCAUCAACAAGCUCAGAUUUGAUUGUUCAGAAACUCUUUGUGGUUGUGAUUGUCCCUGUUGA